ACGUGACGCCGACGCAGCAAACGCACAGCAGGCACGCCCGAGCGAGCAGUGCAUCAGUCAAGUUUCAACGAUGGCGGCGAAAGGAAGUGCAAAAUCCCCAAAAUCUAGUGCAUCAGCAGCAGCGGGUGAAAAACUGACGGACAAACCGCGCAAGUCCGUCUCCAGCAAGGACGAUCGGAAGAAGGCCAAACGAUCCGGCGGGGGCCGCCGCAGGAAGCAAUCCUACAACACGCACAUUUACCGAGUGCUUCGGUCGAUUCAUCCGGAGUCCGGAAUUUCCUCGAGGGCCAUGAGCAUUAUGAACAGCUUCAUGGGGGACAUUUUCGAGCGAAUUGCCACCGAAGCGUCCCGUUUGACCAAAAUCAACCGGAAGAUGACGAUGCAAUCGCGCGAAAUCCAAACCGCCGUGCGCUUGCUGCUGCCGGGUGAGCUUGCGAAACAUGCCGUCUCGGAAGGCACCAAAGCGGUUACGAUGUACACGAGCACACUGAAGUAGGAGGGGCGAGAUCCGGAGAGCGUACGCUGGAGCCCAGGAAGGAUCCUUUUCAGGGCCCUGAGAUGAUUUUUUUAGAGUUGUAAAGAACGAUCAUUGUACGGAUUUGUUUUGAAUAAAUACGAGUGUCAGUGAUUGAAUUCCUACAA
Molecule: messenger RNA, 642 nt
Organism: Aedes albopictus (Asian tiger mosquito)
Lineage: Eukaryota; Metazoa; Arthropoda; Insecta; Diptera; Culicidae
Product: late histone H2B.L4-like
Exons: 1
Coding region: 71-496 (141 amino acids)
Cellular component (GO): nucleosome
Molecular function (GO): DNA binding; structural constituent of chromatin; protein heterodimerization activity
Source: RefSeq, a predicted model, not a curated record